Musca domestica (house fly) is the source of this 2860-nucleotide messenger RNA. It is a transcript of the gene Nrk, whose product is annotated as tyrosine-protein kinase transmembrane receptor Ror2. Lineage: Eukaryota; Metazoa; Arthropoda; Insecta; Diptera; Muscidae. Gene Ontology annotation, molecular function: protein binding; ATP binding; transmembrane receptor protein tyrosine kinase activity. Gene Ontology annotation, biological process: cell surface receptor protein tyrosine kinase signaling pathway; multicellular organism development; protein phosphorylation. The transcript is spliced from 5 exons. Gene Ontology annotation, cellular component: signaling receptor complex. The record is from RefSeq and is a predicted model, not a curated record. Bases 448 to 2664 code for a protein of 738 amino acids.
AACCCUGUCCUGUGUUUUUAUUUUCAUGGCAAAACAAAAAUCCACCCCUAUAUCCUUUCACUCAGCAUUAACUGAGUGACUGACUGGUGGGUUGGUUAGUUGGCUGUUUGACUCUUACUUUCGCCAUUCGGUGCGGUGCGUGUGUAAAUGUUCUUCUGUAUGUUGUGCUGUUAUACUCCGCUCCUACAAUUUUCACAAAUAAUGGCAAUUGUCCCAAAGGCGUCGUCAUUGAAGUUUUGCUAGAAAAAGUCCCAAAAAACGACGUAGAAAUAAAAUUAAAAAAUUAAAUUUCUCGGGGAAAAAUGAUUUUCAUUAAAUCGACGAUGGAAUUGUUUAAAAUCUAUUCGCAAAAGUGAUAAAAACUUUGAGAAAUUUGCAAGUGAAUACAACUUGUAGUGGAGAAGCAGCGGUUUGUUGUUUGUGUGAAAAUUCGAGAAUCAAAACAAAAUGAGAGUUGGGGGUACAAGACAGCAGCAGCAGCGGUUUUGUUGCCGUCAGACAAGAUUUCAGGGAAAUUUGUGGUUUCAACGGAAUCUGCUUUCUUCGAAAUUCGUUUUCCUAACGUUUGCCAUCCUAGGGGGAAUUUUGCAGCUAUCCACGGCCAUACCAUAUCAUGCAGAGCAAAAGGUGUCCAACACCGUAGCCGUCCAUCAACACAAUCACAACAGCAACCGUCCAAUUAGACAACAAAGAGAGGCAAGACACGAUGAGGAAAAAGGCUACUGUGCUCCUUACAAUGGUAAGAUAUGUAAAAACUUCAUCAACACCCAGGUGUGGUAUAGUCUAGAGGACCCUUCGGGUGGCUGGAAAAAUGAACAAGUAGCCACCGCUUUGUGGGAGGAACUUAUCAUUGAUUUAACUGGUGUCUGUCGCACAGCUGCUGAGAAAUUGUUGUGUGCCUAUGCCUUUCCCCGUUGCCUAUAUGAAAACGAGAAAACAAUUAAAUUGCCCUUGUGUUAUGAGGACUGUAUGGCCACACAUUUGCAAUACUGCUACAAUGAUUGGGUCCUCAUCGAGGAGAAAAAGGAACGUAAUAUCUUCAUCAAAACCAGGGGACAUUUUCGCCUGCCCAACUGUUCCGUAUUGCCAAAAUAUAAUAGCACUGCCAAAAAACCCACCUGCACCUAUGUUGGUCUUACCGAAAUCGAUGAACAACAGGCUACAUAUGAUUGUCGUAAUGGCAAUGGCCGUUACUAUUUGGGUACAAUGAAUGUCACCAAGUCCGGUAUACCCUGCCAACGUUGGGACACCCAACAUCCGCACAAACAUAUCCAACCGCCUUUGGUGUUUCCUCAAAUUCAGGACGGGGAGAAUUAUUGCCGAAAUGCUGGCGGAGAGGAACCUUAUCCCUGGUGUUAUACCAUUGAUGAAUCUGUGCGUUGGCAACAUUGUGACAUACCUUUGUGUCCCGACUAUGUCGACCCCACGCUCAGCAAAGAUUUAGAACCCAUGAAAAUGGAAACAUUUUUCACUCCAUACGUCAUCUUUGUUGUUUCCGCCUUCGGUUUUGUGGCCAUUGUUUGUCUACACCUCAUCGUGUUGCUGCUCUACAAAAUACUCAAACACAAGGAAUUGCAAACACAACAAAUGCAACAACAAAAUGCUGCCAAUCAAAAUCCCUCCAAUGAUUGUAAUCGUACUGCCAAUGAAAAUAUAACGUCCAGUCGUGAAACUGUUUCGAAUUUGAAUAAAUUCGGUACGAUCAAAAGUGUGGGAGCCCUACAUAAUAGUAUUAUUGUUGAACCGCCACCAAAGCCAAAGCUAAAUACCAAAUUGGAGAAAUUGGAAUAUCCACGUUCAGAGGUCGUGUAUGUGCGUUCCUUGGGUCAGGGGGCAUUUGGCAGGGUGUUUCAGGCCAAAGCCCCAGGUUUAGUGCCGGGCGAAGAUGAUCUCAUGGUUGCCGUAAAAAUGCUCAAAGACGAUGCCAGCGAUCAAAUGCAAAUGGAUUUCGAGCGAGAAGCCUGCCUCUUGGCGGAAUUUGAUCAUCCCAAUAUUGUCAAGCUAUUGGGAGUGUGUGCUUUGGGGCGACCCAUGUGUCUGCUUUUUGAAUUCAUGUCACCCGGUGAUCUAAGUGAAUAUCUGCGCUCCUGUUCCCCCUAUGCCACACAUCAGAUUCACCAUCGUGACCCCUUGCAUGAGGGUCAUCUUCUGCAAAUCGCCGCUCAAGUGGCUGCCGGUAUGUUGUAUUUAUCGGAACGUAAAUUUGUACAUCGUGACUUGGCCACCCGGAAUUGUUUGAUCAAUGAACAGAUGGUGGUGAAAAUCGCCGACUUUGGUCUGUCGCAUAAAAUCUAUUUGCAAGACUACUAUAAGGGUGAUGAAAAUGAUGUUAUACCCAUACGUUGGAUGCCGCUGGAAUGUAUUUUGUAUAAUAAAUUUUCAAUCGAAUCGGAUGUGUGGGCCUAUGGCGUGUGUCUGUGGGAGAUCUUUUCAUUUGCAUUGCAACCCUAUUUUGGUAUGACCCAUGCGGAGGUGAUUAAGUACAUAAAGGAUGGUAAUGUUCUGGCCUGUCCGGAUAAUACACCGAUGUCAGUGUAUGCCCUAAUGCGUCGCUGUUGGAAUCGUAAGCCCAGCGAUCGACCCAGUUUCAGUGAAAUUAAUCAUUGUAUACAACAUAGUAUAGCUGAAUAUGAAUAUAAAACUACAUUAGCUAUGGGAAAUUGAAAUGGUUAUAACUACAAGUAACACAAACACACACAAGUACACUAACACACACAAACAUAAAGUAUGUUUAUAUUGGAUUAUUUUUUGUGGCUAGGCUACCACCAUGGCAAGGGAUAUCAAAUCAAUGUUUAUAAUGUAUCUAAGUUAGAUAAAUAAGGUAAAUGAUUUAUCUAGAUAAAUUAUUUAGGAUAUCUAG